UUUACGGAAAACAAUUUUUGCAAUGAAUUUUUCGAAGAAUUUUCAUAUAUGCAAUUAAUCUGCAAACAUGCCUGAGUCUAUUUCUGUGGCAGAUUUUAUAGACCAAACAUGGGAGGAUUACAACUCGCCCACAACCUCCACAUUCGACAAGAAAAUGACAACUUGUCGAAACACUGUAUCACAAAUUGAGGAAGAGCUUGAUACAGACAGAAGCGAGUUGACAAAGUUGAAAAAAUCUGUGCGAGCAUUGUACAAUUCUACUAGCAAAUAUGCACAAAAUGAGAUGGAUAUUGCUGACAAUUUGGACAGAAUCGGAAAAAGUGCCAGUAAUAGCCACCGUGAAAUAAAUGAUGCCUUCCAUGAGUUCGCCAAGAUAACAAAAACGCUUAGUCUGCUUAUUGAAGACAUGUCUAAAGGUCUCCACAACAGCCUACAGUAUCCCCUCGAGUCCUUCCUGAAGGGGGACAUCAAAUUAGUAAAGGGAGACCUCAAACGGCCCUUUGAUAAGUCGUGGAAGGACUAUGAGUCAAAGUUUGCCAAGCUUGAAAAAGAGGCUAAGAAGAAGGCUAAUGAUAUUGGCCUGUACCGUACAGAGUUGGCGGGGAGUGAGGUAGCCGAGGAGAUGGAAAAGGAGAGGAAGUUCUUCCAGCUACAGAUGUGCAUGUACCUCAUCAAAGUGAAUGAGAUCAAGACGAAGAAGGGUGUGGAUUUGCUCAACUACUUCAUGGAAUACAACAAAGCUGUCAAACAGUUUUUCAACAAGGGCCAGGCUGAGAUAGAGAAGCAUGAAUCGUUUAUAGACAACCUUGGCCAGCAGCUCAAGGACAUCAAGCACACACAGAGCCAGGAGAGAACCAAACUGCUCGACCUUCAAACCAAACUCAAGAACUCCAUGCAGGGAUAUAAGGAGGACCCUGGAACAGAAUUUCAUGGAGUCAAGCCAAGCUCCUCAUCAUCUGCAGCGACCGGUUACCGGCUACACCAGCUGCAGGGCAACAAAAACCACGGGUCCACAAAGGAGGGUUUCCUCCUAAAGAAGAGUGAGGGCAUGUUGAAAAAGAUGUGGCAGAAGCGCAAGUGCGCCAUUAAGGACGGGAUCAUGAGGAUGCAUCAUGCUGAUGAGUCAAAGGAGCCGGUAUGUCUCAAUCUGCUCACAUGCCAGGUGAAGCUGGUCUCUGAUGACCCAGGGAAGAAAUGUUUUGACCUUGUCUCUAGUCAUGGCAACAGAACAUACCAUUUCCAAGCCGACGAUGAAAAAGAGAUGGAACAAUGGAUAUCCGUGUUAAGCAAUGCUAAGGAGGAGGUUCUACUGAAAGCCUUCCAGGACUCAGGCUCCAAUGUCACAAUGAACGAACAUGUGCGUGAACUCACACGGAACAUCAUCGAAAGGAUAGAGAAACUCCCCGGCAACAAGACUUGCUGUGACUGUGGGGCGGCUGAUCCGAAAUGGCUAUCUACAAACCUUGGAGUGUUGAUCUGCCUGGAGUGUUGUGGGAUCCACCGAAACCUGGGCGUGCACAUCUCACGAACACAGAGUCUCGAGAUAGACCAACUUGGGACUUCGCAGCUACUGCUUGCCAGAGUGAUAGGGAACGACUACUUCAAUGAAGUACUGGAGGCGAGACUCACAGGAACAAAACCAAAGGCAGACAGUCCCAUGAAUGAGAGGGAGGAGUUCAUUAAGGCCAAAUAUGUGGACCAUGAAUACACGAUCAUCACAUGCAACGACAUACGUGAGUUACAGCACGACUUCCAACAGGCGAUACAGCAGCGUGACCUCCAGUCCAUUAUCCAGGUGUAUGCCGAGGGGCUCGACCUCAUGACUGUGUUACCAGACUCACCUUUGGAAGAGACCGCCCUCCAUCUUGCCGUUGCUCAGGAGGACGGGACCUCACUACCCAUCGUCGACUUCAUCAUCCAGAAUUCCAACAUUAACAGCCUAGGCCGUCAGACCCGGGAUGGUAACACGUCUCUACACCUGUGUGCCAUACUUAACAAGACAGAAUGUAUGAAGUGUCUACUGCGGACCAAGCCAGACAUCGCGCACAUUAAGAACAAGGGCGGACAUACUGCUCUUGACAUCGCCCUGGAGAAUAACUUCCAGCUCUGUGCUGAAUUGUUGAAGGCAGCUAUGGCAGGAAAGAAGGACGUGUUUGAACACAUCAGUAUUGAGUGGGACCUCAUAACGGAUGAGGGUCCAGACUACAGUGAUGAUGAUCUAGAUAUGCCAGAUCGGCGUCCUCGGUCACGCCCAUCCAGUCUAGUUGGUGUAGAGCUGCAGGCUCGUGAAGGCUCCCCACGGGACAGGACAGAGUCGGACGUCGCCCGACAUGUACCCUCCAAACCAAGGAAACACCAUCUUACACACCCGACAAGGUUCAGAAAUAGCCUGAGGAAUAUCCCUGGCCUGAUGAACCACUCAGCCAGUCAGUCUGUACCCAACUCACCUCCAGUCACAAGCCAGGGUCAGCGGUCCCCAGAGCCCCCACUGCCUCCCCGUGGCAUCAAGAAACCCCCAGCUGCACUCUCCCUUCCCAAUUCAAGCGGAUCAGGUUCAUUACCAUUCAAAGCCUUUAAUCACGCGCGUCACACGUCCGACCCGCACCAGGAAAUCCCGUACAUGCUCCACCGCCGCACACCGUCCGAACCCCCACCAAGACCACAGACUCUAGAUACGGCCAGAUACACUGUCAACAUACCUUAUUCUGGUGUGGAGACUGCUACAGAUAAGCCCGCUAUACCUCCAAGACCUCGGGCACUUUCAGGAGGGGAUGAUUGCCGGAAGCAAUCAGCCUCAGAUGUCCCGGAAACUCCCCCACCCGUUCCUGCACCCAGGAAGCCUAAAAAGCCAGGAUACCGGCGUUGCGAGGCACUAUUUGACUGUGAUGCUGACAACGAAGAUGAACUGUCCUUCCGGGAAGGGGAGAUAGUUGUUUUACUGAGGGAAGAAGAGGAGGAGUGGUGGGAAGGGGAGAUAGAGAACCAGCCUCACAGACGCGGCCUGCUCCCUCUCAGCUUUGUAAAGGGCUUACCAGACUGACCCCAACUCCAAUGAGGCCAAACCUAGAGGUCGGAAGUCGGGUCAAAUAUAGCUGGCCAAUAAAACAGGGCUUUUUAAACGGACUGGGAAAUGGCGUAUUUACAGAGCUCAUAAUUAAUAUGGCAUUUUGUUUUAAGAAAAAAUGUAUCGGAUUAAGAUAAAUUAGUGAAUAUUAUAUUGAGCUAUAAUUUUUGUUAUUGUUGAUGAUGAUAUUUUUAUUUUUUAUUUAUUUUGAAAAAGUUUCCAUUAAGGAAUGAAUUUGUUACAUUUUCUACAGCAUGUAAAAUAUCCAGCCAAUAUUGAUUGUUAAACAGCCAUGAACAAUGUAUAAAAAUGCCUUACCAAAAUAAUGUAAUAUUUGCGAUGCUUACAUUGAGAAUGGAAUAUUUUUCCUGAUUGAUGAAUAAUUCCUACUGGUUAGGGACCACUUGUUUGCCAGUAUCGAUUAUUCACCCACCCUGUUGGCUGUUGUUUAGCAAUUCCAUUAUUAUUGUUUUCAUACAAAUGAAAGUUUGUGUUCUAUUAGCUUCAUAGUAGGGAAAUUAAAAUUGCACGAGUACGCGUUAUAUUUCUUCAGUGAUGAAUUAUUGAUUUUUUACCACUUAACAAAAUUGAAAUCAUUUCACCCUGAAAUACCUGUUAAACCAUACCGGUAGCAACAUGUUUAAUUUAAUACAAACAAAAAUAUAUUGUCUGUCUGGAACAAAUAUUUUUAGAUUUUUUUCUAUAAUUACAAUUUCCUCAAAUACCGGUAGGCAGAUUAUUACUUUGUCAUUUAUUUAUGUCACAGUAUAUUUGGCAAGAGAAUUCAUUCAUAAAAAACAUGCAUUAAAAGUCUUUUCAUACCUAUAUUUAGAGCAUUGACUUUAUCCCAGUGAAAUUUCAAUCGUGAAUAUUCAGUAUUUAUGGAGUUAUUCAAGAAAAGCCUCUGUUUCCGGGUGAAGGGUACUUAACCAGUUCUCAGGCAAUUUUUUGUUAAUUAAAUACAUGGAGUCGUUUACUAUGGUAUCUCAUAUGUUGCAACGAAUAAGAACUUGUUUAAUUAUCUACAAUUAUUGUAAUAGUAACAUUUGUAGAUUGUGUAGGGACCAUGUGUAUUUGUGUCGUGUGUACGGAGUACUUUAUACCAUUGAAAACCAUUUUUAUAUUUGGUUGAAUACUAGUUGGUAGUUAACAGAUAUCAGGGGUUCUUAUGAUAAGGUUUGAGAACUUUUUUCAACUUCAGACGAUUGGCUUUACUCGGACAUUUGCAACAAAAACAGUUAGAAGUACUUUAAAAAAAAUAAAUGUAAAUGACUUUGGAUUCAAUUUCAAUAAGGAUCUUCCAAUGCUGGUACAAAUAAAAAGUUAUAGUAAGAAUAUUGAAAUUCAUGUAACUGAUCAAUUACUGAACUGAAGUAACUUAUGGCUAUUAAAAUGGUACAAAUAUGAUCUGCAGGGAAACCAGAAUAAUUCCAGGCAUCAAUUAUUACAAGCUUAUAUUUUUUGUGAGCAAAUUGUGAUGAUUAUCACAGAUUUGUUGAAAAGUUCUGAUGGGGAUCAUUGCGAAUCUUUAUUUAUACAGUCACCACAUGUCACCAUGUGCUGAAUAUAACAUUCAAUGAUGGCAUAUGCAUUUGCUGUCACCCACUUAUAUUCCAAUUAAUGAACUUUAAGCUGAACAAAGUGAUUGCCAGUCCUCUAAUUAGUUUUUACUAUUAAAAUCUAGUUUUAUUAUUUUGUAUUAGAUAAGUAUUGAUUAAAUCAGUACUGGAAUCUCGACCAACUUACAUGCCUACCAGCAUACGCCACUGUAGAAAAAGAAAAGUAGUCCAGUCCAAUUCAAAGUGCAAUAUGUGUUCAGGGAGAAUAUAGCAGCAUUCUAGGUAGAAUAGUGUAAGCAGCUUUAGCUCAAUGUUGUAGUUUACAAGUCAUAGAUCUGGGUAAGAGGACUUUGCCAGUUUGUAGAACCAGAGUAAUCUUGUUAAAUCUAUGUAGUUUACAUGUAUGUUUGAAAAAGUUAUAAGAUAUGUUACACUACUUGUACAUAUGCACUUCCUAUUGUGCACUACAUCAUCCAGGUAUGCUGCAUAAUGUGUUGAUUGUGCACGUUUAGGAUGACGUGUAUGGUAGAAUGCAUUGAUUGUGCACGUUUAGGAUGGCAUGUACGGUAACACGAGGAAAGUCAUUAAUGCGAUAUCAGCAAGCCGUAAGUUCAAGUUUAAAUUCAAUGGUAACAUUUACAGGAACGUUAGCUCAUGUACAAGUCAUGUAGUUUCAUGUAUUAGUGGAGUAGCUUCAUGUUCAAGUCCUGAAGGUAGAAGUCAUGUUUUGCAACCUUUGUUUUGUUUUUUAAGGGAAAGCUUUGGAAUACAUAACAUGCAAAAGGAAUUAUGUUACAAAUAGAUCAAACUUGCUGUAAGAUUUGUUAAGCCUAGUUCGUUGUAGUCUGUCAUUAUAUUAAUACAAAUGUAGAGUGUUUCCAUAGCUAACAAUGACAACAACAAUGAUAUGUACCACUUAACACUGCCUAUAUAUUGUAAUGUGUGGCUUAGUCUGGCUAAAAUCUCUUAAAGCUUAUGCUGAACUGUUCUCUUACCUUAAUUUUUGUUGUUAAAGAUGGUAUUGACUCCAAUGUUUUAUUAUGUUAUGGUUGACUGUUGAAGAGAUGUUUUGGUUGAUGAUACUAGUAUGGCGUAAUGUUUUUGUUACAAAUCAUUAAGGAAUGACUCACAGUGAUUUGAUUGUUAUCCAUACAAAAAUAUGUGAUCCAAAGUAAAACCAUUUAAAUUUUAAACUCCAAUCAAAUUUCAUUCACUUUCUUACAGAAUACUUCACUGAUUAAAUUCAACCCUGUGAGGUAUAUUUUUUUUUAAAUAUCCGUAGGAUAUUUGUCCCUGAGGCCUUGGGACUGGUCAAAAUGCUUGUGUUGUAUUUAUUUUCUAAAACAUGAGAUUGUGUUGUAUUUAUUUUCUAAAACAUAAGAUUGUGUUGUAUUUAUUUUCUAAAAUGUCUUCCAAUGCUGGCACAAGAACAUGUAUCUUUUGAAUUUGAUCUGUCACAGAAAAAUGAUCAAACUUGACUUGUUAUUUAUGUGUGGUCAUGUGGCAGUCUGCAGAUAAGUGUAUAAAACUGGUAACCUCUUUGGUUUUGUCAACGUAAGCCAAAUUCUUUAUGGAUUGGCCAAUAUUUAUCCAUUAAUUACUACCAACCAAUCAAAUCAUAGAAAUGCACAAACUGGCUAAAGAUAACCAAUGGACAGUUUAUCCAGGUUUUAGACAAUCAGAGGCAGCAGUAGUCUUCAGUCUAGUUUUUAUAUUUAAAUGAUAUGAUUGGUUAGUAUUAAUUGUUGAAUAAUUAUUGACCAAUCAUAUCAUACAAUUUGGCUAACUUUAACCAAACCAAGUUUUACCCAGAUUUAUACAGUUGGCUGCUGUAAUUAAUUAUUAAAUUAUAUCCUUAGUUUCUGAUAUCUUUAUGUUGAAUAAAAUAGUGUCUGACUAUACUGACAUCAUUUCACUUCUUUUUUUUCUGUUUGAUUAUUCAGUUAAGCUUUGCAACUGCAUUUUUAAGGCUUCAAUUUUUCUCCACCAAGAUAAGGAUCUUGAAUGUGAUACAUUUAUUUGACAUUUGACUUUAGGUAAUCAGAUGGUAGUACAAAAAGUGAUGCUUAUUGUUUAUAAUUCGAAGCCUUACAUACUCUUUGUUCUAAAGUACUCUUUGUUUUCAACAGUUAACAUAACACGCUAUGAUUAAUAUGAAUCCUAACAAUCACACUAGUCACUUUACUAGUUGAAUUAAUCAGCUCAAUUGGAACACCUCGGCCAUCUCCACCAUACGAUGAGCCUCGGGUGUAUCCCGGUGCAUUACUAAAAGUAGUUCUUAAAAUUAAAAUAGCGGCGAUGCCUACAAAGGUGGUGUCUGUCUGUACUUUAUGUUAAGUAUCAGACAGGCAAAUAUUUUGCCUAAAAAAUAACAAAGCAGCACAGCUUCAGAUGUAUACUGUAACUGAAUUACAACGCCAUCUACUGGUACUUUGAGCAUAGUUAAAUGUAAAGAAUUCUGACAUUGUAUUAUUAUAUAUUAUUAUACCAGAUUUGUUGAGCUCCCUUUUCAUAAAAAAAUAUGUUCAAGGGCGCUUGUAAACCGUCCACAUCCAAAGUUGUUCUGAAUGAAAAUGGCCAAGGUGCUCCGAUUGAAUGCAGUUUAACAGUUAUGAGAGGCAUAUUACUCAUCAGCGAAGAUCACACGGCCAAAUCUUCAGUCCAUUUUUUUCUGUGUAAACCAUGUUGGGUAAUUGUUUUGCUAUGGCCUAUCACAAAAUGUGCAAUAUAUACAUAACUCAUGUUUAACUUGUUUAUGCUUGUGAUAUAAACUUGCAUCUCAAUUCAUCAUUGUUAUUACUUUAUUAUGUUUAUUGAAUUGUAUUUUAUUAUUUUAACUUGCGAGUUUCAGAUUUUAAAUGUAUCCAAUCAGGCCCAAGCUUGCAAGUGUGUUGCUGCCAUGUGUAUGUACAUGUAUGUGUUGCUGCCAUGUGUAUGUACAUGUAUGUGUUGCUGCCAUGUGUAUGAACAUGUAUGUGUUGCUGCCAUGUGUAUGUACAUGUACGUGUUGCUGCCAUGUGUAUGUACAUGUAUGUGUUGCUGUCAUGUGUAUGUACAUGUUGCUGCCAUGUGUAUGUACAUGUAUGUGUUGCUGCCAUGUGUAUGCACAUGUAUGUGUUGCUGUCUUGUGUACGUACAUGUAUGUGUUGCUGCCAUGUGUAUGAACAUGUAUGUGUUGCUGUCAUGUGUAUGUACAUGUAUGUGUUGCUGCCAUGUGUAUGUACAUGUAUGUGUUGCUGUCAUGUGUAUGUACAUGUAUGUGUUGCUGCCAUGUGUAUGUACAUGUAUGUGUUGCUGUCAUGUGUAUGUACAUGUAUGUGUUGCUGUCAUGUGUAUGUACAUGUAUGUGUUGCUGUCAUGUGUAUGUACAUGUAUGUGUUGCUGUCAUGUGUAUGUACAUGUAUGUGUUGCUGCCAUGUGUAUGUACAUGUAUGUGUUGCUGUCAUGUGUACGUACAUGUCUGUGUUGCUGUCAUGUGUAUGUAUGUGUUGCUGCCAUGUGUAUGUACAUGUAUGUGUUGCUGCCAUGUGUAUGUACAUGUAUGUGAUGCUGUCAUGUGUAUGUACAUGUAUGUGUUGCUGCCAUGUGUAUGAACAUGUAUGUGUUGCUGCCAUGUGUAUGUACAUGUACGUGUUGCUGCCAUGUGUAUGUACAUGUAUGUGUUGCUGUCAUGUGUAUGUACAUGUACAUGUUGCUGCCAUGUGUAUGUACAUGUAUGUGUUGCUGCCAUGUGUAUGCACAUGUAUGUGUUGCUGUCAUGUGUAUGUACAUGUAUGUGUUGCUGACAUGUGUAUGUACAUGUAUGUGAUGCUGACAUUUGUACAUAUAUAUUCUAUUGUAACAUGCAGCUGUGUAAUUAGUUUUCCAGAUAUUGAAUGUUGGUCAAUACCAUGUCAAUGUAUGAUUUGAUUAUAUAUAUAUUCCCGUAUACACACGACUAGUAUUAUAUUGACCAUUAUGGACAUAAUUAUUGACUUUCCAUUUACAUGCGUUUGUAUAUUCCAAUUACGAAGCCAAUUCUUGUACAUGUAUUAUUGCUCUAGAUUACAAUUAUUAUUGUUUUCAUUUUAAUAUGCAUGUUCAUUUGUCUUAAUAAAAGUAUAAUAUAUUUCUGAAAUGCG
Molecule: messenger RNA, 8744 nt
Organism: Mya arenaria
Lineage: Eukaryota; Metazoa; Mollusca; Bivalvia; Myida; Myidae
Product: arfGAP with SH3 domain, ANK repeat and PH domain-containing protein-like
Exons: 28
Coding region: 68-3040 (990 amino acids)
Biological process (GO): positive regulation of GTPase activity
Cellular component (GO): cytoplasm
Molecular function (GO): protein binding; GTPase activator activity
Source: RefSeq, a predicted model, not a curated record